Messenger RNA from Thecamonas trahens ATCC 50062, 2769 nucleotides. RefSeq names its product U3 snoRNP protein. NCBI's taxonomy places the organism in Eukaryota, Apusomonadida, Apusomonadidae. Gene Ontology annotation, biological process: maturation of SSU-rRNA from tricistronic rRNA transcript (SSU-rRNA, 5.8S rRNA, LSU-rRNA). The transcript is spliced from 2 exons. Bases 1 to 2166 code for a protein of 721 amino acids. Gene Ontology annotation, molecular function: protein binding; snoRNA binding. The record is from RefSeq and is a predicted model, not a curated record. Gene Ontology annotation, cellular component: Pwp2p-containing subcomplex of 90S preribosome; small-subunit processome.
AUGGCCGACACGGUGCAGUACCUGAUGGAGAAGAUGCUCCCCGAGCUGCAGGACUUCCGCAUGAGGGGCUACUUCAACGAGGAAGAGAUUGGGAAGAUUGUGGCCACACGGAGCGACUUUGAGUACAAGCUCAAGAGGAGGGCGCCGGAUCGGGUCACCUUUGUCCGCUACUUGGAGUAUGAGGCCAAUCUGGAGAAGCUGCGGAGGAGGAGGAGGAAGAAGGUCGGUCUGCCUUCUGGCUUCCGUUCAAAGGCAGACUCUGCUUAUCUGCGUCGCGUCCACUCCAUCUACACCCGCUUGCUCCGUCGCUACCCGGGCGAUGUCGACGACUGGGCCCGCUACUUUGCCUUUUGUGCCGACAAUGGCGCUCACAAGCAGCUGGCAAAGGCCCAUGCUAAGGCUCUCGAGGCCCACUCGCGCAAGGCCGACUUGUGGAUCCUUGCCGCACGCUUUGAGAUCGCCGUCCGUCACAACAUGGUCCUCGCCCGUGCCCUACUGCAGCGCGGCCUUCGCCUCAACGGCCACGACCUCAACCUGUGGAUCGAGUACUUUAAGGCCGAGCUCAUGUACCAGCAGAAGCUUAUCGACCGCCGCCGCCUCCUAGGCCUCCCGGUCCGCCCGGUCAAGGGCACAGCCGCCGAGCCGGCUCAGCUUCUCGGCGCUGUCGCGUCGGCGCUCCACGACCAGAUGGCCGAGUCGGACGGCGAUAGCGACGACACAGCCGUAGGCGCUGCCGCUUCGGGCUCGGACGUCGACGACGACGAUGGGUUCGACCUCACUGCGAGCGACGACGAGGACGAGGACGAGGACGAGGACGAGGACGACAAUGCCCAGCCUGCGGCGCCGGCCGCUGAUGACGACGACGGCGACGCCGAGGCCAUCAAUGUCAACGUCUCUCUCCUUGCUUCGGCCGUCCCGCGAACCAUCUUCCGCAUGGCGCGGAACAAGUUUCCGGCCUCGAUGGAGCUCCACCUCCGGUGCCUCGACCUCUAUCUGCGGUUCGACAACACUGAGCUCGGCAUCGACGAGGUCUACGAGUCGCUAGCGGAGCGGUUUGCAUCGGCGCCCGACAACGAGCACUUUGUGGCGGCACUCAACGAGCUCGCCCGCCGCCCAAUGCGGGCCUACCUUGCGGCCCGCGCCCGUCUCUCGACCGCGCCGUUUGAGCCGACGGCCUUCCAGGCCGCUUGGCUCUCUAUGAGCGCCCGCUACGAGGAGAUGCUCGAGGUCGCCGCCUCACCGGCCUUCCUUGAGGCGUACAUGGAGACGUUGCUCUCUCUCCUCGAAACCGUCGCCGGCCACGGCGCGCUCUCGGCCUACACCGUCGCUGCGCGUGCGCUCCGUCUCGGUGCCGAGGCCGCCGCCGCAGACAUGCUCACCGAGACGCUCGCCGCGCGCUGGGCCCAGCUCGCCGCUCGCCUCCCGGCCGACGUCCGCCCCGUCGGCGCGCCGUCCGCUGUUGACGCUGCUGCUGCCGGCACUGCCGCCUUUCCGUCCUCGCCGGUCCUCGCCGAGUUGCACCUGCAAGCACUCGCCGCCGCCGGCAUGAGCGCGUCCGAGCUUGUGACCGCAGGCCUCGCUGCGCUGCGGCCGAUCACCACCAGCCACGACACCAUCCUCUCGUCGAACGGUCCGUUUAAUGGCGAGCAAGCUGCGCUCCGCGCCUCGGUCCACCGGCUGUGGAGGACCGUUCUCCACGUCGCGCUGUGGAGCAAGGGCAAGGUGGCUGGCCGCGACGACGCAAUUGCUGCCUCGGCCGGCGCGCUGCCGGACGGCGGCGCCGAGUGCAUCGUCUUUGAGUGGGCGGUGGCCACGGGCUCGUCGACCAAGUCGAUCCGCAAGGUCUACGCCGGUCUCCUUGCGCGGUCGGUCAUGCAAUCGCGCGCGCUCCUCGGUGCCAUCAUCCGCUUCGAGGCUUCGCUGCAGCGGCCGUCGAUGGAGACGCUCGACCCGCUGCACGCGGCCAUCACGACCUCGUUUGGAAGCCCCAAGGCGUCGCCUGACUCGGCCCACUUGCUCUGGAUCGACUGGCUCCGCUCGCUGCUGCGGACCAAGGCCACACCGGCCCGCGUCACCGCCGUCUACAACAAGGCCACCCAGGCGCUCAAGAGCUCCGAAACCGAGAUGGAGGCCUUCCUCGCCGCCUACCACGCCCUCAACGUCUAGUGUACGGCGGGUGAUAGUCGGCCGUCGCGAGCUCGGCCCGCUCCAACGCGUCGGCGACCUGCCACGACGCCAGCUCGGCCGCCACGUCGAUGCCGUUGGCGGCAAAGAACUCGUGCUCGAGCACCUUGUCCAGCGUGAUUCGCGUCACCGGGUCUGGAUCGAGCAUAGCCCGCAAGAGCGCGUACUGCGGCGCCGACGCCUCGUCAGCCGGCAGGGCGUCCAUCCACGAGUAGAACUCGGACCACGGUACCUCGCCCUUGUCCUCGAGAUGGAAGAGGAGCUCGCCAAAGACCACGCCGGCGGCCCAGACGUCAACUGGCCAAGAGUAGCCGACAAUACCAUAGUUUUUGGCAAGGCCGUGGCGUGGCGGGUCGCCAGCGUCGCCUCCGGCGGCAUCGGCCGCCUCCUCGGCCACCUUCUUGGCCGCCUUGUACGCCGCGUUGAUGCCCUCCAUCUCGGGCGCGAGGUGGCCCUCGGUUCCGGUCAUCGACGUGUGCCCGAUCGCCGGAUCGUGGAACGUGGAGCAGUCAAAGUCCAUGAGCGUUACACGGCCAGUCAACGGCUCGUAGAACAGGUUGUCGCGCUUAAAGUCACGGUAGAUGA